AUAAUUAAUUUAAUUAAUUGUUUAAGGAAUACUCUAUUUCAAAAAUAAUUAAACCCUCAGAUACAAAACAAUAAAAUCAUUAAGUAAGAAAAAAAUAUUUUCUCAUGAAUCAAACAAUGAUAUUUGGAGUUUAAUUUGCGACUUAAAAAUGGACCAAAGUGCAAAGUUGGUGUCUCUAUUUUUAUUAUUUUAUACGGUGUUGUGUUCUGCGACACAAAGGACAACACAAUUUUCAACUCUGGAUAUUUUAUCAGUGAACAAUAGUGAAACAAAUAAAACUAAUUAUGAUAAUCCUACAAACCAAUCAGUAGUUAAGGAAAGUGGACAAUUUUUUUUUAAGAAAUUUAAAUUAGACACACUCGAUGUAGAUGAAAUUCUCGAAAUAUGGAAUCCAAAAAGUGUGGUGCGUUUUUGGAACUCCAGGACUUCGGAAAAUCCCAAUAUUACCGAAAAAUGCGAGGAGGAUGUUUCAGCAUAUUUGACGGGUGUUUUAAAUAAUGAAAAUUGGGCUCUGAGAAUGAUUGAUGCUAGUGGAAAACACACAUGGGGACUUUUUUCCGGCAACAGGUUUUGGACAGGGGCACCAGACCAAUGUCGAGAAAUGGAAAAUGGUUUCGCAGAUUGGAAAAAGAAUGGAAGCAUCUCACGAAAUAUGGAAUUUCCUCCUUUUGCAGUGAGCGUCAAUUCCAUCAGUCUCACUCUUAAAAUAUUGAAGCCUGGUAUAAAUGGGACACAUAACAUAACACUUGGAUUAUGUCUACCGAUCAGCUGCACAGAACAGGAUGUGAAAAAACUAUUAAGUUUUUCCACAAAUCAGAGACAAAAUCUCCCUCGGAUUGUCAUUCUGGACCAUGUUCGAAAUCUUUCCAAUGGUUACGCAAUUUGGGACGAUAAGAUACUCUAUGUUUUGUCGGGAAUGUUCGCUGUGAUUCUAGUCUUCGUAGUAGUGGGUACUGCAUACGACUUAUUAUUAAGGUACAAAGUUUUAAGAAAAGAAGAUGAAAAGCAAAUAAACAAUGAAAUUAUUGGUGAUUUGAAAAGCAUAGAAAACAACGUUUUUGGAGAAAUUACAAUUUCAAGACUUUGGGCUGUGAAUACUCAUAAUGGCUCCCUAGAUGUUUGUGAUCCAAAGAAGAUGCCAAAACCGCUGUCAGAAUCUUUAUUAUCAUUCAGCUUACUUUUGAAUAUUUCAAAGCUUACAAGUUUGGAUGUUGGCUCAGAUACUUUAGCACCAAUUCAUGGUUUGCGGUUUAUUUCAAUGUUGUGGAUUAUGUUGGUGCACAGUUGUCUGACUACAAAUGAAUUUUCUGACAACCAGAUGUGGCGAAAAAAUGCAGAGGCGGACUUCUUAUAUCAAACUAUUAGCAAUGGUUCUUACGCAGUUGACACUUUUUUCUUUAUCAGUGGAUGUUUGGUUUCAUUUCUUUACUUCCGGACAAUUACAAAAGAAGGGAUAAAGAAAAUGAAAAUAACAAAAGGAUGCUGUGGUCAAUUUAUGCAAUUUUUAGGGAUGAUGGGCUAUAGAUAUGUACGACUUACUCCUCCUUAUCUCAUAGUGAUUGGCUUGAUUCAAAUUUCGAUGAAAUGGUACCAUGAUCAUACAAUGAUCGAGCUUCCAGCUUUGGAUUACAAAACUUGCGAACAAUUUUGGUGGAGAAAUGCACUCUACAUAAAUACAUACUUCGAUAUGGACGACAGAUGUAUGGUGUGGAGUUGGUACCUGGCAAAUGACACUCAAUUUUACACUGUUGGAAUAAUUAUUCUCAUAAUUGCAGCAAGUUUUUUCUCUGUUGGUGCUGCUAUUGGAGUUAUUUUCUUAAUUGCAUCCUGGAUUACCACUGCAUUAAUUUCCGUCCAUACUGAUCACGUGCCGAGCAUAGAAAAUCCGUUUGCUCAUUAUGAGAGCCUCUACGACAAACCCUGGACCAGGAUUGGCCCUUACUUAAUUGGAAUGGCAACUGGAUGGUACCUAUUCAGGGUUAAUUGCAAAAUUAGACUAAACAAGGCGAUACUUGCACUAGGCUGGACUCUUUCAUUUUUAGUAAUGACAAGCAUUGUCUAUGGCUUGUAUGGGAAUAGAUUCGGGCCAAUUGUAUCGGCAUUGUAUACAGCUAUGUCCCAUUCCGGAUGGGCUAUGAGCAUUGCCUGGAUUCUGAUCGCAUGUGUAACGGGCUACGGUGGGCUGGUGAACAAACUGCUAUCGUGGAAGUAUUUCUAUCCAAUAUCAAGAUUAACGUACUGUGCAUAUUUGGUUCAUCCAGCGAUAUUGCGUGCGGUGGUUCUCAAAGGAGAAGCUUCCUUACACUUAACACAUGGCCUGGUGGCAUACGUAUUUUGCGGCGUGCUCGUCUCAUCCUACGCAGCGUCCUUGUUUCUCAGUCUACUUUUCGAAGCUCCGAUGGUGUCCUUGUUGAGGAUAGUUCAUCCCCUUCGGCAAUGGAAACGAGAUUGAAUUCUGUAGCAGCUGAAUAUUUCUCGAAGCAACAAGCGGUUACAAAAAAUAUAGAGAGCUGGUUACAAGGUCAUAUAAUUAAAUUAUUUAUUAAUGACCCCAGUCUGUAUACAGCAGUGCUUUAUUUGGCCUCUAUUAUCUGCAACUCUGCGUGAGUCAUCUUGUCAAAUUACAAUAUACAGGGGAUUCGUCUCGUACUUUAAAAUAAGUGUGUCAAAUGGCUAAUUUCUGGAUAAAAAUAUUCGUAGGUUUUCUUUAUUUUCUUGGAUGAAUACCUCGUAUAGGGAGAAAAUUGUUUUAUUUUUUCUCCCAAGGAGGUGUUCAUCCGCGAAAAUAAAUCAAAUCCCUUAAAGUUCAAAUUUUUUAAUAAAAAUUCUCAUAUCAAAUUCAAACCCUAAAAAAGGGCUAAAAGUAUGAAAAGUCUGACAAAAAUGAACCCUGUGACGUAAGUUUUAAUUCGAAAAUUUAAAGCAACAAUUUUAAUAAGACCUUUUCACUGUGUGGUUCAUUGGUAGUGUGAUAAGUUUUACCUCACUCCUUAUCAAACGUUUCAGAGUAAAUUUAGUUUUUCUCAAGUUCAAUUUCUUAUGGAUUUUAAUUUUUACUACGACUUAGUUUACCUUGUUUUAGAAUGUGAGGUUGGAACGCCUCAAAGAGAAGAAAGACACUGCGGAUUAAUGUCCGCUAAAUUACAUUUACGGUUAUAAUAUAAGAGUUUCAGUAUAAUAAGUACCCAGACAAAAAUUUAAUUAUUUUAGCUGCGUUUAUUUUUUUAGUCUUGAUUACUCAGGAUAUUGCAUAUGUAAUAUUCCUGAUAAAACUAUAAAAGAGUGAAAUAAAUUGUUUAGAACAAUUUCACGGUGAAAUUAGCCAAAGUUGAAAAAGUCACUUUUCUACAUUAUUACAUUCUUUUGUUAAAGAACUUAAAUUAAGACUCUCCGACUCAAUACUAGCUCAUUAGUUUUUUUCAGUGCAAGUAUAAUAUUGUGAAUGACCUUUACGCCUAUAUAUAAAAUACAAAUGGAAUAUUUUUAGCAGCGAUAAAAAGUACAAAUGUUGAAAAAGUCACUUUUCUACAUUAUUACAUUCUUUUGUUAAAGAACUUAAAUUAAGACUCUCCGACUCAAUACUAGCUCAUUAGUUUUUUUUCAGUGCAAGUAUAAUAUUGUGAAUGACCUUUACGCCUAUAUAUAAAAUACAAAUGGAAUAUUUUUAGCAGCGAUAAAAAGUACAAAACGCGCAGUGUCCUUAUUAGAAAUACUUAUUUUAUUCGAUCAUGACAUAUAAUGGCAUAUUUUCAACAACAAAAAUCCUUGUUUAUAUCGAUUUUGUAACAUCAGCUUUAUAUUUAAGUUA
Molecule: messenger RNA, 3808 nt
Organism: Belonocnema kinseyi
Lineage: Eukaryota; Metazoa; Arthropoda; Insecta; Hymenoptera; Cynipidae
Product: nose resistant to fluoxetine protein 6-like
Exons: 13
Coding region: 149-2452 (767 amino acids)
Molecular function (GO): acyltransferase activity, transferring groups other than amino-acyl groups
Source: RefSeq, a predicted model, not a curated record